This is a messenger RNA of Parnassius mnemosyne (clouded apollo), 831 nucleotides long. Lineage: Eukaryota; Metazoa; Arthropoda; Insecta; Lepidoptera; Papilionidae. The record is from the annotation of a GenBank genome assembly.
CUGCUGCUGGCCGGCUACCUGCGCCUGCGCACGCCGCUCUACUACCGGUACUGUGCUCUUCUAGCGGAUGAUGACCACGACGUCCGUGAACCAGCUGAGUACUACGUGAGCAGCUGUCUCACUACCGACGCUAUUUACCAUCAUUUCGUUGACUGCAUCUUACAUUAUAAUAGUGAUGGAGAAAAAUUAUCAUUCGACGCCAGACAACUGAUCUACGACGUAAUGCUGCAGCGGUUGUCCUUGGUGCAGAAAUUGAACGUGCAGUGUCGACUUGCGCGCGAAAUCCUGCAACACGCAGCUGACGUUACGGACGAGGGCGACGGCGAACUGCCACGUGCGCUCAACUCUGCACUACUAGACACUAUCACGUUACUUUGCGGACCCAGGAUGCGGCUGCCCAAGAAACCACAGGCUACGGGUGAUACUGCGGACAUAGACGACCUACAAGAGAGAAUUACGACAAAUAUCGUAUCGCAUAAAAUGAAGCGCACGGUGGCGGAGGUGCUGGUGCCGAGCGUGCUGCGGCUGUACGCGCGCAUGCGGCCGCGCGGCGGCCAGCUCGCCGCCUACCUCGUGCGCAUCGCCACCGACCUGCUCAGCGACUACCGCCACGAGAUCGAGGAGCUGAUAGAGAACGACGAGGAGCUAGUGGAGCGCAUCCACCAGUUCCAGGAGACGAUCGGGCUGGAGCCGUCGUUCGGGAACGCGCGCAACCUGGUGACGGCAUCGGCGCCGCCCGACCCCGACACGCCGAGCUCGCGCAAGCGCGGCGCGCGCCCCGGCCGCGCGCGCGACGCGCCGCCGCACCGCAAGCGCGCGCUCCGCAUAUAG